Messenger RNA from Venustampulla echinocandica, 1134 nucleotides. RefSeq lists its product as uncharacterized. Bases 1 to 1134 code for a protein of 377 amino acids. The record is from RefSeq and is a predicted model, not a curated record. The transcript has 2 exons. NCBI's taxonomy places the organism in Eukaryota, Fungi, Ascomycota, Leotiomycetes, Helotiales, Pleuroascaceae.
AUGGCGGAUGCCGGCCCCGGACCCGGACCCGUCCUGCUGCCGGUGUCUGACGCCGCGCACCACGCCGCCCGGGUCUUCGUCGCCAUCACCGUGCCGCUGCUCACGCUCUCGCUGGCCACGCUCACCACACGCAUCGUCCUCAAGCUUCGGUCCGGGCUGCGUCCCGGGUGGGACGACGGCCUCAUCGUGCUUGGUUGUCUGCUGGCCGUCGUGGACUGGGCACUGCUCUUGGCCGUGCUGGCCCGGUGCACGAACCAAUCUGCCUCGUUCAUCACGCUGCCGAUGCUGGAGCAGACCAUCAAAUUCGGCAUCAUCGCCACGUCGGUCUGGAAUGUCUCCAUCGCGUGUAUCAAAUGUAGUGUCGCCUGUCUGCUGCUACGCUUCCCCCACCGCCUGGGCUGGAGGAUGGUGCUGUACGCCGUGAUUGGAGUGGUGGUCGCCUGCUCCACCGGCUCCUUCAUAUUCAACCUCCUCCAGUGUCAGCCGUUAGCAGCCGCGUGGGAUGUUACCAUUGUCGGCGCGAGAUGUGUAGGUCCGGCGGGGAUCCGGAUUGGGUCGAAUGUCUCCUCGGGCGUCAAUAUCGCCACGGAUUUUAUCCUGUCUCUCUUCCCCUUAACCUUCCUUCCCAAGCUGCGGCGGCCGGGGAUAGAGAAGCUGCUCGUGGCGAUUCUGAUGGCCAUGGGAUUGACCGCCAGCGCAGCCUCCAUCGCGAAGGCCGUCUUGAUCCGCUCGUGGGGCACUACAGAUGACUGGUUUCCCAUCGGAUUCGCAAUAUCAACUUGGACCUGCGUGGAGAUGUUCCUCGGCAUAAUAGCCGCCUGCUCACCCAGCUUAAAACCAGUGGUUCAGCGAUUCCUCACUUGGUUCGGGAUCGAUUUCAGCCAUUCUGGCGCCUUCUCAUUUUUCGGUAGCAUACACCAAGACCCUGAUCGGGCGGAUACCUCCCCCCGCCAUGUAUCCGCUAGGAAUCCGUCCGAAAAGUCGCCCUCUCAGAAUGCACAUUUCUUACCCUCCGUUGGUAUAUCGCAUUCAACCCCAUCACCAGACGGGGAUGGGCAGGGAAUGUCGGAAAGUGGGAGCGAGGAGUUCAAAAAGGGUUCAGAGGGAAGUCAUGGAUCUAUACAUAUUAUUUAA